Molecule: messenger RNA, 1890 nt
Organism: Penaeus indicus
Lineage: Eukaryota; Metazoa; Arthropoda; Malacostraca; Decapoda; Penaeidae
Exons: 4
Coding region: 1-1890 (629 amino acids)
Biological process (GO): chromatin remodeling
Cellular component (GO): nucleus
Source: RefSeq, a predicted model, not a curated record
AUGGAAAAAAGAAAAGUGGAUGUGCUCUGUGUCCAAGAGACCCGGCGGAAAGGAGAGAAGGCCAGGGUGAUUGGAGGAGGCUGCAAGAUGUGGUAUAGAGGGGAUGAUGGACAGAGAAAUGGGGUAGGAGUCGUGGUCAGAGGAGACCUGGUGGACAAUGUGGUAGAGGUGGAGAGGAUAUCAGACAGAAUGAUGACGAUGAAGCUGGAGGUGAACGGAAUCCUUAUCAACAUCGUGUGUGCAUACGCGCCACAGGUGGGAUGUGACGAAGAGAAGGAGGCUUUCUGGGCAGACAUGGAUGAAACAGUGGAGAAAAUACCAAGAUGUGAAAGGUUGGUGAUUGGAGCUGAUCUGAAUGCCCAUGUGGGCGAAGGUAACACAAAUGACGAAGAGGUAAUGGGAAAGCACGGGUUCGGAAGAAGAAACGCAGAAGGCCAGAUGGUUGUGGACUUUGCCAAAAGGUGGGAGCUUAUGGUGAGCAACACCAUGUUUGUGAAGAGGAGCAAGCAGAAAGUGACGUACAGCAGCGGAGGAAGAAGCACGCAAGUGGACUACAUGCUUGUGAGAAGAGAGAGAAUGAGAGAUGUGUGGGACACUAAGGCCAUUGUUGGAGAAAGUGUAGCAAAACAACACAGAAUGGUUGUGAGCAGGCUGGUCAUGUGGGCAAAGUGGAGAAGAGCUGAAAAGCGGGAGCCUCGCACAAAAUGGUGGAAGCUCCGGGACCAAGAGAUGCAAAACAUUUUCAGAGACAAGGUGCUGGAAAGUAAAGUAAUGGAGGGCAAUGGAGGCUACAAGGAGGUGGCCAACACAAUCAGAGAUGUCGCAAGAGAAACAUUCGGUACUGGUUCGGGGAAGAGCAGAAGAGAAGAUCAAGAAACGUGGUGGUGGAAUGAAGAGGUAAAAGUGGCGGUUGAAAACAAAAAGGAAGCGAAGAAGCAGUGGGACGUUAACAGGGAUGAAGGGAGCAAGGAGAAUUACAAGGUAACAAAGAGGGAAGCGAAGAGAGCUGUUGCCAUAGCAAAGAGUGAAGCAUUCCAGUAUCUGUACGAGCGUCUGGAGACGAAAGAGGGAGUGAAUGAAGCGUACCGAAUAGCCAAGCAGAGAAACAGACAAAGCCAGGACGUGCAGCAAGUGAAGGUGGUUAAGAGCGAAAAUGGAGAAGUCUUGGUGGAGGGACAAGCUAACGAGAGGGAAGUAGAGGAAGUCACUGAAGGUGAAGUUAAAGCAGAGCUGAAGAAGAUGAAGAAAGGGAAAGCCAGAGGCCCCGAUGACAUACCAGUGGAGGCUUGGCUGUCGAUGGGAGAAGUUGGUAGUGGGUGGCUCACGAAGCUGUUGAACAACUUGCUGAAAGGAGAGAAGAUGCCGGAUGAGUGGAGGAAAAGUGUGCUGAUACCUAUCUACAAAGGCAAGGGUGACUCCAAGGAAUGUGGAAACUACAGAGGAAUAAAGUUGAUGAGUCACACGAUGAAGCUGUUGGAGCGAGUAGUAGAAGCAAGCUUCGCACUGCGGCAGGUGAUGGAAAAGUGGCGAGAAGGCCAGAAGGAGUUGCACUGCCUGUUUGUUGAUCUGGAGAAGGCAUACGACAGGGUCCCGAGACAAGAACUGUGGGAAUGUAUGCGCCAGGCGAGGGUGUCCGAAUGUUAUGUGGAAGCCAUCCAGGACAUGUACGAGGGAGCGAGAACAGCAGUGAGAAGCGCGGCAGGACUGACAGAGGACUUUGAAGUAAAAGUGGGUCUACAUCAGGGAUCAGCGCUCAGUCCGUUCCUUUUUGACAAUAAAAUAAGACUAAUAUUUCAAAACAUAUAUUCUCAAAAAGUGCAAAAUUUUAAAGAAUUUGUAGAAAUGGUUACAUAUAAUGCUAAAAUAAUGAGACUCGGAAAGGGUCCAUAA